Molecule: messenger RNA, 1235 nt
Organism: Pipistrellus kuhlii (Kuhl's pipistrelle)
Lineage: Eukaryota; Metazoa; Chordata; Mammalia; Chiroptera; Vespertilionidae
Gene: TMEM225
Product: transmembrane protein 225
Exons: 4
Coding region: 266-967 (233 amino acids)
Biological process (GO): negative regulation of phosphatase activity
Source: RefSeq, a predicted model, not a curated record
CCUGGGCCUCUUUGUUCCUUCCACUGAAGCAGGCCCCAGGGUCUAGGGUCAAACCAACAGAUGAUUCCAUGACAGUUAGCAUCCCUGACAGCAGUCUGGCCCCAAUAUAGGAGUGGUCCCAUAGGCUAUCUCAGCUUCCGCCCCAGCCAAUGCCUUCAGGGAUCACUAAACGUCUAGAUUUUUCCCUUCUUCCGAUGACUAAUCAAAUCCGAAGAGAGGCAUGUGAGAUUCAGGUGGUGGUCUCCGCUUGAACUCUUUGCUUGCCAUGAUGCACCUAACAUCUAGAAACCUCCAGGCGAUCAACUUGUUCAUCUCUUCUUGCUCCUUAGUCUUCUUGGCAUUAGGAAUAUUGGUCGAUGACUGGGUUAGACUAAAUAUUGAAACCGGAAAAAACGUAAAAAUCCACAGCCCAUGGAAAUAUAGUACUAUUUGGCCAAAAGGUGACAUGGAAGUGGUCAGAAUCCUGCUGCUUGUGGUCCUCAGCUUGUCCUACUUCUACAACUGCUACCUGGGAAUGGAAUACACCUACAUGUUCCCUCAGACGGCGUGCGUCAUCUUCACGGCUGCCUUCCUCACUUGCUUCACAGGGAUCCUUCUGAUCUCUGCCCUCAUCCUGUAUCACAUAAGGCUCAGGCAAGGCAAAUCCGUGUACUACUUGAACUACCAUUUAACCUGGAACAUUUCCACGGCCUACAUAAGUAUUUUCUUCCAUUUUGCCUCCGGAUUCUUCUCUCUCCUGGAGUACCAGCGCCGCGCCACAGACAGCAGUCUCCCCUCCGAAACCGAAACCGCCAGCCAAGGGAGUGAUUUCAGAAUGCAGUCUGGGAGUUCUAUCCAAGUUAUUUCCUUACCAGAGACCCCCCCGCCUCCACCUAGCAUUGUCCGUGUCCGCUCUCAGGAAUCCAGGAAUAGUGAUAUCCCAAAACCCACCCAAAUCCAAAAACGCCGGGUGACCUGGGCUCUAUGAGUGGAUCAUCCAUCACUCACCUGUGCUCGUCUUAAGGAAAACAGUCUCGUGUGCACAUUUCCGGGUGGAUGUUCAACCAUGUUGUCUGUAAAAUGACCAUGACCUGGUUGGAAAUCGGUCAGAAAACCCAGACUAUGGCUUUAAAAAAAAAAUCCUUUACCUACUGAACUAGUUUUUUUCUAUUGGAAGUCACCAUUGAAUAGCAUUUGUUAGAAGGUAAUAAAUAUUGCAGAAUGAAUAUUUGCUGUAUUGUUCAUCGUGUACAUCA